AUGCAUUGGCAUGGAAGUGGAUGCAGAUGCAGAUGCGUUGUCCUCCAGCAUCUGGCAUCUGCAUCAUCAUCAUCCAAGUUUCUUAUCCUGCCCGCUGGCUGCGCGCUGGCUGUCCGCUGCAAGGCCUCUUUGCUUGCCUGGUUGGCAGCUGCUGCCCAAGGUCCAAGGUCCAAGGUCCAAGGUCCAAGGUCCAAGGCCCAGGGCGGCUGGCAAGUUGGUGAGGGCGGAAAAUCCUUUGACCGAGACCGAGACCCAGACCGAGAUCAACAUGUUGGAGGUCCAGGUCCAGGUCCUGCGCUAAACAUGGCGCUAGAGGACUUUCAGCCUAGCGGUACAAAUUACUCGCAAGACGUUGAAAACUCCGAUCUUGACUUGUUUCUCGUUUCUCUCUCUCUCAACAUGCCUCCCACCUCUUCAACUCCAACCACCAUGGCGGACCAGGAUCUCUCUGACGAGCAGGUGAAGCAAUUGCUCAAGGGAGCCGAGCAACGCUUGAGGAACAAAGGGAAGCAGCUUCUACUCCCCUCCAACUCUUCUCUGCAAUCAAGUCUGCCCAGCAUUCAUGUCGAGAAGUCAGUGCAGCCGUACAUCAAGGCGACCGAUCAUGGGCCUCAAGUGGAUCGCUCCCACCUUGUGACAGAACAGCAGCGCAAGCUUGCAAAUGGCAUCCGCGUUGUCGAAGAUCCUAUUGCUAUCAAGAAACGUACUGAAGAGAAAGCCACUGCCGGUGCUGACUGGUUCAACAUGCCCCGCACCAAUCUGACGCCUGAACUCAAGCGCGACCUACAGUUACUGAGGAUGCGAGAUGUGCUUGAUCCUAAGAGACAUUACAAAAAGGAGAAUCGGAAGCAAGCUGUUCCGGAGUACUCUCAAGUCGGCACGAUCAUCGAGGGACCCACUGAGUACUUCAGCUCGAGGUUAACAAACAAAGAUCGCAAGAGAACAUUGGUUGAAGAGGUCUUGGCUGGGGAGAAGGCUUCUGGUCGAUUCAAGAGCAAAUACAAUGAAAUUCAGCAAGCGAAGACCAGUGGGAAGAAGGCGCAUUACAAGAAAUUGAGGGAUGCCAGGAAGAAGGGUGUUCUGAAGCGCUGA
This is a messenger RNA of Drepanopeziza brunnea f. sp. 'multigermtubi' MB_m1, 1092 nucleotides long. The record is from RefSeq and is a predicted model, not a curated record. Lineage: Eukaryota; Fungi; Ascomycota; Leotiomycetes; Helotiales; Drepanopezizaceae.